Messenger RNA from Girardinichthys multiradiatus, 2764 nucleotides. RefSeq lists its product as uncharacterized. The transcript has 9 exons. Lineage: Eukaryota; Metazoa; Chordata; Actinopteri; Cyprinodontiformes; Goodeidae. The coding region runs from base 1 to 1209 and encodes 402 amino acids. The record is from RefSeq and is a predicted model, not a curated record. Gene Ontology annotation, biological process: canonical Wnt signaling pathway; regulation of transcription by RNA polymerase II. Gene Ontology annotation, molecular function: DNA-binding transcription factor activity, RNA polymerase II-specific; RNA polymerase II cis-regulatory region sequence-specific DNA binding. Gene Ontology annotation, cellular component: beta-catenin-TCF complex.
AUGCAGUUAACGGGAGAAACCUCAGAGGGCGCCAUUCCCCAUCACCUGAUCCAGCAACAGAAGAGGAGUCAAAGAUGCUUCACCUGCAUCAGAACCGAUGGAGACGUGAACCAGCAGCAGCAGCAGGAGGAGGAGGAAGAGGAGGACCAUCAUCGCCUGCCGCUCAGCCACCUCUGUUCACUGUUUCUGUACUGGUCAGGUGUAGCUCUGCUCCACCUGGCUGUGUUUCCUCUGAGAUGGAGAUCUAACAAAGCCACGUUUAUCCUCAGCUGUCUGCUGCACUGCAUGAGGAAGAGGAGGCAGUGUCUGACGGUCUGGGGCUGCAGCGGUGACGGCAGAUUGAAGCACAGGGUCAGAAUAAGAUGCGCUGAGCAGCUGAAGAACCAGAGGGAAGAUGCUGGCGGUCGGUGUGAAACAAGAUGGAGGGCUUUAAAACAUCAUGGGCAGCAGCUCAUCCAAGCAGUCGGUCAGAAGCUCCUUCACGCCUCAGAACACAGAUUCUGUUGGUUGGUUCCUGACUUUCUGUUGGCUUUGCUACAUUUUUCCUCCUCCUUUGGGAGAAUGGAGCAGAUUCUCAACGCAGAAGAGAUGCUGUUUAUGAGCGGACUCAGUGAAAAUGGGUCAGAACCGAGCUGUGAGAAGCAUCAGCCUCUUCAGGACUGGCCUCUUCAGGAGUCAGAGCUGCAGUACUACAGUCCGACCAGCGGGGGGCAGAGUCCCUCACUCACCGCUGCUGCUACCUCCGUCCAUCCUCUGGUUCCCCUCCUCCUCUACAGCGACAGACACCUCCCCCUCUCCUCCCCGUACAGCCAGCCAAUCAGUGAGCCCGUUGCCCGACAGGCUGACACUCCCUCCUGGACCCGCCCCUGUUACCCCGGCAACAGCGUUUGCAGCAGCAGGCAGGCGGUGAAGAAGCCUCUGAACGCCUUCAUGCUCUACAUGAAGGAGAUGAGACACCAGGUGCAGCAGGAAGGGCGGGAGAAGGAGAGCUCCGCUGUAAACCGCAUCCUGGGACGCAAGUGGCACGCUCUGUCUCGCUCUGAACAGUCCAAAUAUUACGACCUGGCCCAGAAGGAGCGGCUGCUCCACAUGCAGCUUUACCCCGGAUGGUCUGCCAGAGACAACUACGGGAAGAGGAAGAGGAAGCAGAACCAGCAGCAGUUGGGUGGAAGUCCUUCCAGGUCAGGGUUCAUCUGCAGCCAGUCUUAAAGAAUCAAACCGCUGCUAUUGGAAUUUCAUUUACACACACUGAGAUAAAAUAUUUCCCUGCAUCCCUUGAAGGCAACAUGUUCCCUUUCUGACACAAUCAGUGUUAAAUCUGGUCCACAGAGAGCUUCAGCUCCCUCAGGCUGCAUGUCUGACAUGAUGACCAUACUGUUGUGUCGCUUCGCUUCUGAACAACUCAGAUAUAAACUGCUGCAAACUGUUUUCUCUUCCUGUUUGUCGGAUCUUUAUGAACUGCGGGGCAAAGGUCAGAAACGGUCCAGAAUCUUGAAACUCUGCCCUCCACAUCUAUAGUUUACCCAGUUGUUGUUGGACAGCACCAAUGAAAUAUGGAACAUCUGCAGGUCCUGCUUGGUCAUAUUAUGAUGCUCAGACUUUUUUAGAUGUGGGCAGAUCUGAUUCCAGGUUUGAUCCCUGAGCUCCUUAAACUGUAAACCAUGUGAUCAAUCAAAAUGUUUUGUUCUGAUUUAUUGUGUUUUAAUGUUUCUGAAUUAAAUGUAUUUUCAGUAUAAUUCACGUAAUCCAGAAAAAUCCAAAGGUUUGGAUCUUUUUCCUUCCUGUAUGGAAUAAUUUGGACGCAGACAUUUGAUUAUUGUGGGUUUUACAUCAUUCCUGAGCAGCUUGCAGCUUCGCCGCUUCCUUUGUUUGGAGACAUCAACAGGCUUCUGGAAGGACUGUGGCUCGAUAUGUGGUCGCUCUUUUAUGGUUGGUUUCCUGGAGCAGAACUAGGUUUUGUCUACUGCCCCACGCUCCAGUCCAGAAGGUGGCAGUAAUGCAACUUUACUGCCAAAAAAAGGCAACAGAAGACAGCCCCAGGAUCCAGAUGGGAGCUUUAGGAACACCGUUCCAUAUGGUGGUUCCUCAGUUCUUCCUGAACAUCCCAAAAGAUUUCCUUUCAUCUGAGGGGGAAACUUUGGUGACACAUCCAGUUAACCUUUACUUUUGUCCAGUAGUUGGCCCUGAGGAGCUGCAGCUGUUUAGUAGAUGUUCCCAGUAGAUCAGCCCUUAAAGACUCAAAUUUACAGAUUUCUGCUAUUUUCAGUCAGUCUCUAAGUUUAACUUGGCAUUAAAACAUGGAGCAGGAAAGUGCAGCUUUUACUGUAGGUGUGGAACCAGAUGAACCAACACAAAUCUAACUGCAUAAAAACCAUCUUAUAUUUCCAACAUCUGGACUCUGACUGCUGGAUGGCCCGGACACACGUUUCCAUUAGUUCUGAAGGCCCGACCAGCAGAUCUUCACUUUCUUCAGUAGUCAAUGUGGAUUAGAUGGUCUUCACCCCGAGGCAGGGGUCAGUAACCUUUAUGAUCCAUUUUUGUCCUUAAUGAAUAAAACUUGACUGAAACAUGCGUGACCAUUUUAGUUUUAUAGUUUAAAGAACUAAACAUGUAAAUUAAUUUCAGGUUUUAGAAAAAAAGAUUAAAAUAUCUUCAAUAAAACGUUCAGAAUUUAUGGAAAAUGAAUAAAGAACUUGUAGUUUGCAGGAAAAUAAAAACUGUAAGUUGUUUAUUUUGUGAAUUUAAUAAACAAAAACUUUCCACA